Enterobius vermicularis (human pinworm) is the source of this 6333-nucleotide messenger RNA. The record is from the annotation of a GenBank genome assembly. Lineage: Eukaryota; Metazoa; Nematoda; Chromadorea; Rhabditida; Oxyuridae.
AUGCCAACACCGUCUCUGCUCAUCCACAAAAACAGGGAAUUUCCUGAUUUUGAGAAGUCCAAUGAAGUUGAUCAACGAGCAGAGACGUUCAGUACCGUCGAGAAAUUCCUCGGCAAAUAUGCUGAUCCUAAACUUGCCAGACCAAUCAAAACUCUAUUAAUUGCUAACAAUGGUAUGGCAGCAUUCAAAUGCGUUAUGUCCAUCAGACGUUGGGCCCAAGAAACAUUCAAAGAUGAUCGUUUGUUCAAAUUUAUUAACUUGACGACAGAGCAAGAAAUAUCGUCGAAUCCAGGCAUAUCUUUUUUAACGCUAAUGAUUGAUAACUUUGUUUUCUCACAAUCUGGAGGGAAUGAAAGCAACUAUGCAAAUGUUGAUGAGAUAUUGAAACAUGCAACGAGUAACAAAGUCGAUGCUGUGUGGGCUGGUUGGGGUCAUGCAUCAGAAAAUCCAGAUCUUCCAAAUGGCCUCAAACAACAAAAUAUUUUGUUUAUGGGCCCACCUGGCUCUGCAAUUCUGCUGGGGUCCCAACUGUUCCUUGGUCAGGAAGCGAUAUUUUGCUUCCAAAAGAACUUUGUGACAAAGGAAAAAAAUAUACCUUAUCCUGUAAUGAUUAAAGCUUCAGAAGGCGGAGGGGGGAAGGGCAUUCGUCAAGUUCGAUCAGAGGCUGAGUUUGAAGUAAACUUCAGGCGGGUUCAGGCCGAAAUUCCUGGUGGUCAUAUUUUCCUGAUGCAUUGCUUAGAAGAAGCAAGGCAUAUUGAGGUGCAACUGUUAGGGGAUAUGUAUGGUCAGGUCAUAUCGCUUAGAACAAGAGAUUGCUCUGUGCAAAGAAGGUGUCAGAAAAUCAUCGAAGAAGCACCAGCAAUUGCUGCUCCUACUUGGGUCCAGAGAAACAUGGAAGCAGAUGCGGUCCGAUUGGCAAAGAUGGUUGGUUACGUCAGUGCGGGAACUGUUGAAUACCUUUUCGAUCCUAAAACCAACAAAUAUUAUUUUCUGGAAUUAAACCCGCGACUGCAGGUUGAACAUCCUCUUAGUGAAAUGUUAACGAAUGUGAAUCUUCCGGCUGCUCAACUUCAAAUUGCUAUGGGAGUACCCUUGCAUUGUAUAAGUGAAGUUCGCUUGUAUUAUGGUCAAAGUAGGUAUGGAACUGAUAGAAUACCAUUUGAUCAGAUGCAUAUGAACGCUGAUAAGCACAUUGUCUCUGUACGAAUAACGAGUGAAGAUCCAGACGAAAACUUUCGGCCAGCGUCGGGAGAAAUAACAAAUUUAAACUUUCGUUCGACGCAGUUUGUGUGGGGUUAUUUUUCACAUGUUGGUGCCGGUUCCUUACAUGAAUAUGCAGAUUCACAAUUUGGGCAUCUUUUUGCUACAGGUUCAACAAGGCAUUUAGCGAUUUCGAAUAUGCUGAAUGCACUACAAGAACUGCAGCUGCAGUCUAAAUUUCCUGUAACCGUGCCUUAUUUGAUAUCACUUUUCAAAGAUCCUGAGUUUGAGAAUAAUGCGAUUAAUACGAGUUGGCUGGAUCGCCGUAUAGCUUCUAAGAAGCAUACUGUAGAAUUGCCUCCGCUUCCAAUGGCUGUGGCUUAUGGCUCAAUGCUUAUUGCUCAUUCACGGAUAACAGAAGCGUUUAGCAGGUUUAGCAACUCGAUAAGUCGUGGACAGAUCUUACAGCCGUCUGAAUUGACCGAAACCCAUCAGGUCGAACUUAUCUACAGCAAUGUAAAGUACAGUGUAACAGCAACUAGGAUAUCAGACAUCCAGUACUGCGUGAAAAUGAACGGUUGUAGCGUACCUGUGGAAUAUCGUGAGUUGCGCAACGGGACUUUGCUUUUGAAAUACAAUGAACGCUCACAUCCUUGUUACAUGGACGAAGAGUCAGAAAAAUACAAAGUUCACAUCGGUAGAAUGCAAAUUGUUUUUGAAAAGGAGAAUGAUCCAACUGUGUUACGUUCUUCUUGUGCUGGCAAACUGUUGACCUACGAAGCUGAGGAUGGUGGGGUUUUGAAACCAGGCCAGGUGUAUGCUAGCAUGGAGAGCAUGAAAGUGGUUUUGGAUAUGAAAGUGAAGAAGGUUGGUGGCAGAUUCAAGAGAGUUGCGCAGAUUGGACAGGUGCUUCAUCCAGGAACACUUGUCGCGCGACUUGAGGAGGUGGUUGGGACGGCUAGCACAAAACCACAGGACUUUGACGGUAUAUUUGAGGAAUGGAAGACAGGAGCACCAAAAGUUCUCCCCAUCAACAUGCGAUUUAACGAAUUGGUCCAGGAAAUUCGUAAUAUAUUUGACGGCUAUUGCAAACAGGAGCCAACUUUUCCAAAACAUUGCGAGUCGCUGAUAAAAGAUCUUUUUUGUGUUUUGAGUGAACCGUCAUUGGCUUUCGAGCAAAUGCGACAGAUUCUUGCAGUCUUGAAAACAAGAAUAAAGCCCCAUAUGUUUGAGAAGCUCAAUGGUAUAAUGAAACAUCGCAUUGCCGAGUUUCCUGCGAAAGCAGUUCAGGACGCUGUAAAUGAAUAUCUGGGAUUGCUAGAUCCGCAACAAUAUAGUGUUGAACGACUCAAUUUUACGCCGAUUACUGCAAUUUGUGAAAAGUUUGCACUUGGAACUGAAGGACAUACAUCACUUGUACUCAAAGAACUUCUUGAAUAUUACAUGCAGAGCGAAAAAUAUUUCCAGUACUACCAGUAUGACAAAUGCGUGUCUAACUUGUUGGCUGAGGUGAAAGAUGCGGAACGCUGCGUUCGUACUAUAUAUUCACAUACACGCGUUAAUGAGAAGAAUGUUCUUGCUAUGAAAAUUCUUGAGAGGGUUGGGACUAAUCGGCGUUUGGUGCUCUCCUUGUCGUCUGUGCUGGAAAAGCUGGCAUCCUUUGUGAAAAAUGAAAAUCUUGAAUUGGCUCAUUUGGCGAGAAAAAUGCUCAUCGAUGCUGAAACACCGACUUUUAUGGAAAUAAAAAGACGGGGAUCCUCACCUAGUCCUUCCAAUAUUGAGAAAUAUGACUUGUUAUUUGAAACCUUUGAAAGUAAUUAUGAUUCUGUCUUGAAAUACGUAACUGUUUGUUGUGGUGUGCCCGAAUCAGCUAUAAUGCGGUUGAAUGAUGGUGGACAUCCAAACGACGUACAUUUUCCAAUCCGAAUCCAGAAAAUCGCACAUGGUCUCGGGCUUCCUAACGAUAAUGUUGAAGAAAGAAAUGUUGAAUUGCGAAUAAUUGGUGACAUAUAUGGCGUUAGCGAACGUCUGCCAAGGUUGGCUGCCAAAGUCAGCAAACCAAACAGUACACUGUUUUUAGUGUCUCGUAUCGAUAAACGCGAUAUCACCUCCAAGCAGAAAUUCAGUGAGAUUGAAGAAAAACUGGCUACAGUUUUGAAGGAAGCCGUUGUACGUCUCGACAGUUCUUCCAUACGAGAAUUGGUGGCAAUGGUUGCUCCUUCUGAUUCUUAUCCGCUUUUCUUUCAUUUCAAUAUGGCAACGAAAAAAGAAGUGGUUUGUCAGAGGAAUGUUGAUUUUGCUCAUUUGCCCAAACUUGGCCUUCAUCGGUUAUCCGAAAACUACAACAUUGAAAAAGUACGAACUCACACGCCAUAUUCAUCUGGCCAUCUAUACAGAGCUCAAGGGAAGCAAGAUCCUACUGAACAACGGUUCUUUUACCGUGCAGUCGUUCGCGUUGUCGAUAGCUACACUGCUAAUGACGUUACUAAUUCGGUUGAAAAAGCCUUGAGACGAGCUUGUUUGGAAAUCAAAGUUGCAUUAUAUCGUUCAAGUACGAUAGACCGCAAUCACGUGUUUUUGUUUAUUGAACGUACCCCUUCAAAUAGCAAAAUUCAGAUGAGUCCUGCUGACUGGAGGAAUGUGAUUUACAAGGCUUAUCGAGAUUGUAAAGAGUCACUAUGGCGCUCUCUUGUGAAUCAGGUAGAAGUCGAUUUUGUUUUGUUUGGUGAAGCUCGUAGUUAUGAACAAGCAACUAAAAUUUUGAUCACAGACGAUACUGGAUACACUCCAUGCAUAAAAUCUUUACGUGCAGAAGCUAGCAACGGCAAUUCGGAUGUCAGCAAAUGGCUACAUGUGGAUGCAGGAAUGGAAGGCUUUGAACAUGGCCUUGAAAUUAUGAUUGAGGGAAACAGAAACACCGAAUGGAAUCCUUUCGUAGACCCCUACUUGGGUCGUUCUGAAAUUGAUAAGCGAAGGCUUAAAGCCAGAACUGCCAAAACGACAUACGUUUAUGACUACCCUCUACUUUUCCAGCGGGCUUUAACCUCUGCGUGGACUACUUCACCAUCAUCGAGCAAAAAACCGAGCCAAAUGCCGCAAGAUCUUUGCCAGUUUCAUGAACUGGUGUAUGAUGAGGCGGACCAGAAAUUGAUUGAACGUGAAGAUGCUGGUUCCCUUAGUGAGAUCGGUAUGGUAGCUUGGCGGGUUCGUUUGAUUGUUCCGGAAUAUCCUGAAGGGCGGGAAAUAAUUGUUAUUGCAAAUGACAUUUCGCAUCAAAUUGGGUCCUUCUCAAUGCGUGAGCAUAAUUUGUUUUAUGAGGCGUCCAAACUCAGUCGAGCUGAAGGCCUGCCUCGUUUGUACAUCGCGGCGAACUCUGGAGCACGAAUUGGCCUAUCCAAUGAUUUGAAGAAGCUGUUCAAAGUCAAAUGGAAGGAUGAAAGAAAUCCUGUCCAGGGAUUUGAAUUUCUUUAUCUGAAUGACGUUGAUCUUGAAAAAGUCAAGGGUCUAGUAGCUACAGAACGUGUUAAUAACUACAAUAAGAUUACUGGCAUUAUUGGCAAAGAACGUGAUUUGGGAGUUGAAAACUUGGUUGGAUCUGGUCUAAUUGCUGGCGAAUCAUCGCGAGGAUAUGACGAAGUUAUUACCUACUGUCUCGUUACUGGUCGCACAGUCGGCAUAGGGGCAUAUGUGGCAAGACUUUUGAAAAGAAUAAUACAAGUUGAAAAUGCAGAUAUAAUUCUUACUGGAGCUCCUGCACUGAAUUCUUUACUUGGGCGUGAGGUUUACACCUCAAAUGGUCAACUUGGUGGGACACAAAUUAUGACAAGAAAUGGCGUAACGCAUGCAUCAGUAGCGAAUGAUUAUGAAGGAGUGUGUCAGCUUCUUCGCUGGCUCUCUCACACCAGAGCCAGUGUCAAGGCUCCUCUUAAUACUACAAAAUAUGUUGAUCCUAUUGAUCGUCCCGUCGCUUACUUGCCAUCUUUUGCAAAGGAUAGUGAUCCGCGUUAUAUGUUAACCGGACAUCAAGACCCGACUACUUUGGAAUUCUUAGAUGGUCUUUUUGAUAGAGGUUCUUUUGAAGAGGUAAAACCGGAGUGGGGCAAGACGAUAAUAACGGGACGUGCACGAUUAGGUGGGUUGAGUGUUGGAGUUAUCGCCGUUGAAACCAGAAGUGUGGUAACUGAAAUACCUGCAGAUCCAGCUGCUCCAGACUCGCAAGUUAAAAAAAUACAGCAGGCUGGACAAGUUUGGUAUCCUGAUUCAGCAUAUAAGACCGCGGAAGCUAUUGCUGAUUUUAAUAAAGAAUCUCUUCCACUUGUUGUUCUUGCAAAUUGGCGUGGGUUUAGCGGCGGGCAAAAAGAUAUGUUUGAAAUGGUACUGAAGUUUGGAUCUUACAUAGUAGACGAGUUCAGUAGAUAUAUGCAUCCAGUAAUCGUUUACAUUCCUCCUUAUGGAGAAGUUCGAGGUGGUGCUUGGGCGGUUAUUGAAAAACAGAUUAAUCCAGAAUGUAUGCAUAUGUAUGCGGAUCCACGAUCUCGUGCUGGUGUUCUUGAACCGGAGGGUACUGUGCAAGUCAAAAUGCGGAAAGAUCUUGUUCCCCUCAUGUGUAGAAUGGAUGAAGAAAUGAAAAUACUUAUGCGAAGAGAGAAGAAUGGCGAAAAUUUGAAAACUGAAAUAGAUGAACGUAUCGAAUAUUUAAUGCCUACUUAUCGUAAUAUCGCUAUUUGCUUUGCUGACUUGCAUGACACACCGAUUCGAACAAAAGCAGGAAUUGUCAAAUGGGAGGAAUCUCGUCAAUUUUUUGCCAGGCGUCUACUUCGCCUUUGUACAGAAAGGGACAUAUAUCGCGAGUGUUUCGACGUGAAGACUGUGAAAGAUUUGGAAACUGGUCAUAAUGCGUUAAGAAAAUACAUGAAAGAGAAAAAAACUGAAGUAAAUGAUUGGGAUGCUUUGCCGGACGAUAUAGCCUAUGAAAUUAUGAAUCGAGAGAGGAAGAGCAUUGUUGCAUACUUAACAAAAAUCAAUAAACUAAAAAUUUUGUAUGCAAUGGCUAACAACUUCGGAGUACCUGUGGAUAGGGUGGAAGAUUUUGCUGCAAAAUGUGAUGCUCUAAUACGGGAAUUCAGUAAGUAA